AUGUCCACCUCCCAACCUUCACCACAAGCCACAAUCGAAGAGGUUGCCAAGUGGAUCGAAUCUCUGAAGCUGUCGGAUCCCAAAGUGCAUGAUCUCUUUAGGAUUGCCAAGAUCGAUGGAAGAUCAUUGCCCCUGCUCACACUAGCCAUUCUUCAAAGUCCUCCAUUAUCACUUGCCCUUGGUGAUGCGAUGAUUGUUGUAGAUGCCAUCAAGCCCCCAGCUCCCCCUGCUGCCCCUAUAGGAUCACAAGGAGGCCAAGCUCACAUACCAUUCGCACGACAACUCAAACCGAGUGUCCUAUCAGAGCAGUCCGAUGAAGGCAUCACUAUUGGAUCACGCAAUACACUCCCGAGACAUAACACAGUGAAGAAGCUGUACGAUUAUGUUUCGAAACAUCACUUGGUCCUCCUUCGUGCCCCACCUUUCUCUGGAAAGACAUCAAUCACUCAGUUGCUGGAGCAGUUCAUCAUUGACAAUCAUGGCGAUACAUAUGUCCGCAGAUAUUCAUUUGUUUGGAGUCAGAAAUCAAAUGAGGAUUUCGAAACAUCAUGGGAACAUUUCGCUGGUACCUCAUGGAAUGCAAUCACUUCUCUUGCCUCAGAACAUCCAGUGUUCCUCAUCGUUGACGAAACACAACUCACAUACACACAGAUCAACCAACCACUCCAUCAGUUUUGGACAAAGAUGAAGGGACUUGUUCAAAUCUGGUCCACCCUCCCCAAGCUGUCAAUUCUUCUUGUGUCAGCAUACUACCAGAGAUACAUUGACGGACUCUGCACACCAGUCAACAUAGUUCACUGUCUUGGCAUUGAUCACCUUAACUUCUCUGAAUCGGAGCUCUCUGAGUUUCUUCAGGAAAAGAGCUUGUCUCGAAAGAGAACGAAGCUCCCAUUCACUCCCGAGCUACAAUCACUCCUUUGGGAAAUGACUAGUGGGCAUGUUGGACUUGUCGUCAUGGCACUUAAAGGAUUGAACAACAGGUUCAAGGACAAGGCAAAGGAGCAGAUCAUCGAUCCUUCCGAGAUUCGUCUGUAUCUUCACUCCAAACAGUUCUAUGACUCUGCAAAGGGUAGCCGAGCCUACCAAAGACCAAAUCAAUUCUCCAAACAAGAGAACGAGGUGUUAUCGUCCAUGCUCCUUUCUCUCCAGCGUUCCCAGCUUUUCUCUGCGCCGUUUGGUGCUCCUAUUCAGAGUUUGGUCAAGAAAGGAGCCAUUGUACCUGAUAUCAUCAGUACUCCCAUGGAUGUGGACACACCAACUUCAUCGUCCUCGCUACAAGUGAGCCCCCAGGACCUCAUAACCGAGAAUGAUGAGGAUGAUGAGGAUGAGGAUGAGGAUGAGGACGAUGAGGACGAUGAGGAUGAUUUCAUGCACGAUGAUGCACAAACUUCCACUUUCAAGUUUGUCUGCCCACUUCUUCGAACGCUCUACUACACAGAACUGUUUGGUUCAAAAGUCUCGGAAAGCUAUCAACCAACAGAUUUUGGAGACUUCAUCUACCAUUCAUUGGUGAGAAUGAGAUCCUCAAUCCUACUUGGGUCUCAACAAGCAUUGGAGCACAAAUCAGUCGAAACCAAGCGCGACUCUAAACCAAACGAGCAAGUCUGGCAGAACGAGUUCUUCCAUGCCGCAACCAAAUUGGUUGGGACAAACAUCCACAUCAGUCCAAACGUUGGCCCAUGUUUCAAAUCAACCGGAUAUGUCGAUUUUUAUAUCAACGGAGGAAAGAAGUGGGCAAUCGAGCUGCUAAGAGAGGGCGAACCAGCAACAUUGGACGAACACAUUAACAGAUUCCUUCCAGGUGGAAAGUACUACAUUAUGGUCGACAAAGACAUCACUCAGUGGGCGGUCCUCAACUUCACCUCAAAGGACUCACCUAUCAGAGAUCAUUGUUGGCACAUCCAGUACAACCAGGACUUCACAUCCUUCAGUGUCAAGACACCAAUGACAGAGGUUCAACAGUUCAACAUUCCUCUCAAAAACUAG
This is a messenger RNA of Acytostelium subglobosum LB1, 1986 nucleotides long. RefSeq lists its product as hypothetical. The coding region runs from base 1 to 1986 and encodes 661 amino acids. NCBI's taxonomy places the organism in Eukaryota, Evosea, Eumycetozoa, Acytosteliales, Acytosteliaceae. The record is from RefSeq and is a predicted model, not a curated record. The transcript is spliced from 4 exons.